ACAUUUUUGAAAGAGAAUUGAACGAGCUUUCCAAUGGUAUGCUACAUGUAUCAAUUGAAAUACAUUUAAUUGUUUUGAAUUUCAGUCAUUUUUCAGCACUUAAUUUUUGGGUUAAAAAUAGUUUGAAAUUGUGUGAAAUUCACAGCAUGUGCUCUAAUUCAAUGAUUACUUUCAUUCUAUGCCAGAAAUUCCGUCAUAAAAACCUUGAAUCGAAAAACAACAAUUUUUUUUCGUGAGGAACAAAAUGGGAGUCUGACAUACCCGGGUUACAGUACCUUAGUGAAAUUUUUGAUAAGUUUUGUUGAUAAAACUUUUUCAGUGUUUUUCAUCGAAUUUUCACAAUUUUUUCACUGUUUGCAGCGUAAUUCGCGUAAUUUUAAUGUUAAAAUGUGCCAUAAAUGCGAUUAAUCGUUCGUAAUCACGUUCAUCAUCGAAUUGGCGAUGUUAAUUUCCACCAAAACGAACUCGUCAGUCCGAAGUGCAUCUUUCAAAUACUCACGAGUACUUACUGCCCAAGUCCAAUGCACCAAUCUGCGAAGAAGAAAUGAUUAAAUCUAGAGAAAGUUGUUUGCGCAAAUGAUUAUCGUGUACAAGUGAAAUUCCACAUCUUAUUGUUUUUUAACGGUUUCGGCUCCUGCGAAGUAUAUUAAAAGUUACCUUGAGGACAGGUUGGCCCGUCUGCGUUAUGAUGUAUGUAAACAAGACUGACUUUCCCUUCAUCAAAGUAUACUUUGAAGAUCGUUAUUAAACAGACGUAGCUGACGGUGCUCGCUGGUCACGAUGUUCGCGUGGAUUUGGCAAAACUUGUUGUAUCUAAAUUUGGUAAAAUGUUUGUUCGUCUUGAUGGCAUUCGGUAUGCUGUGUAUGAGCUUAAUGGUGAACUUCUGCGAACAUUAUUUACCCAUCGUUAUCGUGCAAACGUUUCGUUACGGGAAAUUCUCAUAUACCGGUAAAAAAUCCUUCAUUAAUUACUUCGAAGUGCCGAAAAGCUGGUUCAGGCAUUUUUACGUGAUAGCCAGUUUGUAUUCGUUCGCCAUACUAUAUGUCAUAUUCAACGUCUACGUUCUGCAGUCACCUGUACCGGAAAGUAUUACAAAAUUCUUGGAUUUCGCCGGAUCUCCGGAUAGAAUCGUCAGUGUGAACUUGACCACCGCUAUCGUAGCUCUAUCUUUGCUAUGUAUUCAAAUAUGGAGACGAUUAUUCGAAACACUGCACGUUAGUGUGUUCUCAGAUUGUAAAAUCAACGCUGUUCAUUACGUCGUCGGAAUCAUUCAUUAUCUAGGAGCUCUAACAGCCAUACUAAUGGAAUCGCCGGCGUUCGCUGCGCCAUCGUUCAAGCAUCGGGUAUCCUUCGCCGUGGAAGACAUUACGAUGAAUUUGGUCGUAGGAAGUGUGAUAUUUUGCUGGGCAUGGUACCAUCAGUUCAAAACUGCCAUUAUUUUAGCCAAUUUACGUAAAGACUCGACCGGCUCAGUUGUCUCGUACGAUCACAAGUUACCAAUCGGCGGUUUAUUUCAUCGAUUAUCAGCUCCUCAUAUGUUCUGCGAGAUGCUAAUGUAUUUAGCGUUGAAUAUCAUCCUAUGGGGUCAUUCAACUUGGCCGUAUGUGUUCUUAUGGGUAUUUGUUAACCAAUGCGAGACUGCUUUGUUGAGCCACUGGUGGUAUAAGUCGAAAUUCAAAGCUUAUCCGAAGAAGAGGAAGGCUUUUCUACCAUUUAUUCUGUAAUAUCAUUCGCCCAAACACCUGAAUGCACUUUAUUUAUAUUCGGUUCCUGUUAGAACUUUCACCGGGGGAGUGAUUUUUUCUAAUAAAUCUGGUCAUAAUAAUCAAAAAAAAUUUUCUACACGUUCUAUUAAGUUAUUAUGGUAUUUUGUAAUGUUAUCGAUUAAAUUUAUUUUUCGUUGCA
Messenger RNA from Planococcus citri (citrus mealybug), 1906 nucleotides. RefSeq names its product polyprenol reductase. Gene Ontology annotation, molecular function: 3-oxo-5-alpha-steroid 4-dehydrogenase activity. The record is from RefSeq and is a predicted model, not a curated record. Gene Ontology annotation, biological process: dolichol-linked oligosaccharide biosynthetic process; polyprenol catabolic process. The transcript has a single exon. Lineage: Eukaryota; Metazoa; Arthropoda; Insecta; Hemiptera; Pseudococcidae. The coding region runs from base 781 to 1725 and encodes 314 amino acids. Gene Ontology annotation, cellular component: endoplasmic reticulum.